AUGCCCACCGUCAGUACUUUUCUUGAGGCUCCCGUCAACACUUUGUUAACGCACCACCAAUGUCCCAUUGAUGCUUUUGUUGAUGCACCCAUCAAUACUUUUGUCGACAUAUCUGUCAGGGUGCUUGUGAUGAUGCUCCCGUCAAUGCUUCUUUCGAUGCUUUUUUGUCAACGCACCCAUCAAUACUUUUGUCGACGCACCCGUCAAUGUUUUUUAUGCUUUGUAAAUACUUUAGUUGCAGUACCCAUCAAUGCUUUUGUAGAGGCUUCGGUAAAUGCUUUUGUUGAUUCAUUUGUCAACAAAACCGUCAAUGCUUUUGUUGACGCACCCAUUGUGAUUGGGUCCAUUUGCGGGCUGAUCUUGGUUAUUUACAGGUCCCGACCGAUUUCGUUCGCAAUAUCUUCUAUCACAACGGACGAGCCAGAAAUCGUAAAGAGAUACGGGAACAGCAACAGAGCUGCCGAAGGCGUCCUGGACGACCUAUCCGACGGCAAUGACAAAGGUUACGACGACGGCGUGGCCCACAGUUUGCUGGAUGGCGCUCCGGAGGGCGAGGCACUGGGACGAUCUAAAGAUGAUGUGGACAAUGAAGUUGAAGGCAGUCUAGGAGGCAUUUAG
Molecule: messenger RNA, 618 nt
Organism: Phaeodactylum tricornutum CCAP 1055/1
Lineage: Eukaryota; Bacillariophyta; Bacillariophyceae; Surirellales; Neidiaceae
Exons: 1
Coding region: 1-618 (205 amino acids)
Source: RefSeq, a predicted model, not a curated record